AUGUCUGCUCUGCUCGGGUUCAUUAAACGAUCGUCCAAGGGUUGCUCAAUCGACCGCUAUCGCGCAGAUUCGAUUGGACAAACUUUGGUCCUCCCGUUGAACACAAACGAUGGUGCUAUCGACAAUGCCACUAGAGGUCUACUCAAUCUAGGUCAAUUGCCGACCACCUGUGGACUCUUCUUUUCUCUUGGUCAUUCCACCAUUGUUGUCGUUUUCAUCGUUGCGAUCACUAUCUCCAGCGACGUUUACGACAAGGCUGGUGGAUUUGGAAAGGUUGGAGGGAUCGUCGGACCAGCUGUUAGUGGCUCAUUCUUAUUCGUUAUUGGCGUGGUCAAUUCGGUCAUCCUCUACCGAAUCAUUCGUGACCGCAGGCGAAUCAGAAGAGGAUUAGAACCACUCCGGAUCGGGCAUCACCAUGCGAGUAUCUUGGUGCGAAUACUUGCCCCUGUCACCAAAAUAGUUGAUCGACCAUGGAAAAUGUAUCCAGUUGGCCUUCUUUUCGGUCUGGGGUUCGAUACGGCGUCCUCGAUUGCACUCCUUGCCGUAUCAGCACUUGCGAAACAGGACAUCCACGGGAAGCAUAUCUCGUCAGCGUCUAUCAUUAUACUUCCACUGCUUUUUACAGCCGGAAUGACGAUUGUUGACUCGCUUGACUCCAUCUUGAUGCUGUACUCGUACGCGGGCUUUCCAGAAAGAGGAUGGUCUCUCAUUCAAGUCGGCGGAAAUCCAGAGAAGCGCAGAGAAGUAUCCUAUCAUUCGUCAGUGGCAUCUGAAACCAUGUCUACGCAUUCUCCCGUCAUAGAGGCGGAAGGCGGAGCGCGGAGUGAUUCGAAAUUCACGCCAACGGAGAUUUUGAUAGAUGAACAGGCCGCGGGGGAGGUUGAUAAUCCCGGCCACAACGAAAGACGGGAAGAGGAAGGAUCGAGCUAUGAGCGGCCGCAGUGGACGACAAAGGACCACUCAAUGUCAACUCUGAGCAUCCUGCUGACAGUGAUCAGCAUUCUCCUCGCAUUCACGUACGUACCUUUUUCACCUGUCCCGUUUCUACAUGGCGGAUGGCAUGUGGAUGCGGCGCCCUGUCUUGGUCCAAAUGCAUCCGUAAUCAGUCCAGGGAAGGCGUACUAA
This is a messenger RNA of Serendipita indica DSM 11827, 1125 nucleotides long. NCBI's taxonomy places the organism in Eukaryota, Fungi, Basidiomycota, Agaricomycetes, Sebacinales, Serendipitaceae. The record is from the annotation of a GenBank genome assembly.